AUGCCCUUCGGCCUAGCCAAUGCCCCCAGCACUUCAGAGGUUGAUGAAUCAGGUACUUGCACAGUUAAUACCAACCUCGUGUUUAGUCUACAUGGAUGAUAUAAUCGUCCUCGGAAAGGACUUUGAUAGCCACCUUAAUAAUAUCAGGGCUGUGUUUAGCAGUCUCCGACAGGCAGGGUUAACCCUGAAGCCAUCCAAAUGUGUUUUCAUAAAGCUCCGUGUGAAGUUUUUAGGCCAUGUAGUCUCAGCCGCGGGGAUAGAGACUGACGACGAAAAGGUCACACAAAUCCGUGAGUGGCCCACUCCCUCAGAUGUGACGGAGGUCCGCAGUUUCCUAGGCCUCGCCUCCUAUUACAGGCGAUUUAUUAAGGACUACGCCGAAAUUGCUGGGCCGCUCCACAAGCUAACCCAGAAAAACGUAAAGUUCAAGUGGACUGCUGACUGCACCAACAGCUUCCAGACGCUGAAAGAUAAACUAUGUUCCACCCCAAUUCUAGUCUUUCCUGAUAUUAGUAAUGAUGCCGGAAAGUUCAUCCUUGAUACCGGUACCAGCGACACCGCAAUCGGCGCGGUUCUCUCUCAACAAUAG
Spirometra erinaceieuropaei is the source of this 589-nucleotide messenger RNA. The record is from the annotation of a GenBank genome assembly. NCBI's taxonomy places the organism in Eukaryota, Metazoa, Platyhelminthes, Cestoda, Diphyllobothriidea, Diphyllobothriidae.